Messenger RNA from Juglans regia (Persian walnut), 1364 nucleotides. RefSeq names its product protein PEROXIN-4. The transcript has 7 exons. NCBI's taxonomy places the organism in Eukaryota, Viridiplantae, Streptophyta, Magnoliopsida, Fagales, Juglandaceae. The record is from RefSeq and is a predicted model, not a curated record. The coding region runs from base 434 to 907 and encodes 157 amino acids.
ACGAUCACUUAUUCCAGGCCCAGCCCAGCCCGUAUCAUAUCUACUCCUCCUGAAAACAUCUCGAACUGCACUUUCCCCAAACUGAGUUCAACGCCCCAACACCCCCCCGUCUCUUCCACGCUGCGCCGCACCAUUUCCCUUCUCUUCGGUAGUGUAACAAAGUCUGAGUUUUAGACAGAUCUGGGUCGCAGCACCAUUCCUUCAUUGCAGCAGCUUGUGUUUUGUCGGAGUAGCACCAGUCUGUCGCAGCAGCACCAGUCGAAGCCCUCUGCUUUUAGGGGGCCGCCGUCCUUCAACCACAUCCUCCCUGAGUUUCGAAUCAAAGGCUUAUCUAUUACCGAAUUAGAGUCUGUCACUGUAGCUGCCUUCCUCUAUUCGUCUUCGGCUUUCAGGGUUUUCACUAUUGACAAAUUUGAUCGGCAGUAGAAGCAAAAUGCAGGCAUCUAGGGCAAGGCUUUUCAAGGAGUACAAAGAGGUGCAGCGGGAAAAAAUUGCUGAUCCAGAUAUUCAAUUAGUUUGUGAUGAUUCCAACAUAUUCAAAUGGACUGCUCUUAUCAAGGGCCCGUCAGAGACUCCCUAUGAGGGUGGCAUCUUCCAGCUUGCUUUUGCUGUUCCUGAGCAGUAUCCUUUGCAACCUCCUCAAGUGAGGUUCUUAACAAAAAUUUUUCAUCCAAACGUUCAUUUUAAGACGGGAGAGAUUUGCCUUGAUAUUUUGAAGAAUGCAUGGAGCCCCGCUUGGACACUCCAAUCUGUUUGUAGGGCUAUUAUUGCUUUGAUGGCCCACCCAGAACCUGAUAGCCCAUUAAAUUGUGAUUCAGGUAACCUUUUGCGUUCCGGCGAUAUUAGAGGGUACCAAUCCAUGGCAAGGAUGUAUACUAGGCUUGCAGCCAUGCCCAAGAAAGGCUGAAUUGUAUGUGUGCUGUCUCCUCUAGAUCUUGUGUCUGCACUCAUAAUAAUGUUGUCAAAUGUUUGUUGGUGUUGUGCAAAGAUGUGCAAUAACAUAAUAUAGAGAACAUCAACUUUUUUUUUUUUCUGUCAUUUACUUAGAACAUGGAGCGUGCUAAAUUACAAUAGUCCGUGUUGUCGUAACGAAGAGAAAUCUUGAUUUCCUUCGUCAGUUCGUCUGGACGAUAGUAUGAAUUGUUUAAUGCAAGUAGUCGUUGUGAGGACAUGCUGAUCAUUUGUGCACGAGACAACAGUGAUGGACGUCAAAGAGGAAAGUCUCUGCAAGUAAUCGCGAAACACAUUUAUUCGUUGUAGGCUAUUAUGAGAUUAUGCUUUCUCUAUUUAAGACUGUUUUUGGAUGUUGAGCUGAGUUCAGUUGAGUUCAGUUCUUUAUGAAUAAUAGUGAGUUGAGUAGUGAA